AUGUAUUCAUCUAAAGAUAUGUUUAUGGCUGGUUUCCGUUAUACUGGCGACGGUGAUACCAUUCGUUGUGACACAUGUCAAUUAGAAGUAUCUGGAUGGACUCAAGACAUGCAACCAAAGAUUGUGCAUGCUGAACGUAGUCCGAAGUGUCCAUUUGUUUGUUCGAUAGUAUCAAAGUCUUUCAUGGAAUCCAAUGAUCAAGAAAAUCCUACCAAACGUCAAAAAACAGAAUCAAAUUCUGAUCAAUGUAAAUAUAAUGGUAAAUUGAUGGAAGUAAACAAACUUAAGCAAAUACGUCGUCGAACAUUUUCUCAUUGGUCUCAUCAAAUAAAGCCAUCUGCUGAACAAAUGAUUGAUGCUGGUUUUUUUUCAUGCAAUGUCAGCGAUCGUGUUAUUUGUUUAUAUUGUAAUUUGAUUUGUCAACAAUGGAAAGCAGGUAUCGAUGAUCCAUCUGAAGUACAUAAAACUCUUUCGCCAAAAUGCCCAUAUGUUUUAUCAAAACUGAUACCAUCAGAACGAUCUUCUGCUGUGAUUCUAAAUGCAAUAUUAACAAAUAAUCUAAAUAAUCAAACCUCUGGAUUAACUAGUGCUGCACAACUUCAAUUUGAUCAAAUUGUUCAUACAACACCUUAUAAUCCUGCGUAUAGUGAUAUUACAAAACGUCUGCAAUCAUUUACAACAUGGUCUCAUGAAUCAUCACCACCAGUAGAUGAAUUAAUUCGAGCUGGCUUCUUUUAUACAGGUGCUAGAAAUAUUGUAACAUGUUUUUAUUGUAAUGGUUCAUUACAAAAUUGGAAUAUCAAUGAUAAUCCAUUAAUUGAACAUGUUCGAUGGUUUCCUCAUUGCGGUUAUGCAAAACAAGUGGGUGGUGAUGAACUUUAUCGAAAAAUUCAAGAAGCAAAACGAGCUCUACAAGACACUAAUAGAGCUAAUCCACGAAAUGAGAUAAGAGAAAAUGAUAAUUUAUUUGGUUCAAAUCAAUGUCAAUUACAAAUAAAUGAUCCUAAUAUAUUAUCACGUUAUGUCGCUGCUCGACUUGAUUUAUCGAGUUCGCAACAUUUACUUGAUCAAAACUUCAAGCUAUCAGUUAUAAAACGUUGUUGGGAAGAUCAACUACAAUUAAAAAAAGACGAUUUUGUCAACGAUAGUGAUCUAUUAGUAGCUUGUAUUGUUCUACAAAAGCAAAUUGAUCAUAUCCAAGGUAACAAAGACAAUAUCAUUAUUCCUAGUGUUCAGAUGAAGUUAAUUCAUGAGAAACAACAAUCUGCUUUAUCCUCUUCACCAACACAAACAAACGAUGACAAUGCUGAAGUCUUACAAAAUCAAUCAGUUUCUGAGACAUCUAAAAUCGAAGGAACAACUAUGGAAAGAAACAAAGAAAACUCAACCGUGUCAGAAACAAGUUCUACAAGGAUCUCGACAAUAGCUAAUCCUUGUAUUAUCUGCCAUCAAGACGAGAAACAGCUCGCUUGUAUCCCAUGUGGUCACUUAACAACGUGUGCUCAAUGUAGUCGUACGCUUCGAACAUGUCCAACAUGUCGAAGACAAAUCGAAGCAUUUGUUCGUGUUUAUAUUUAA
Rotaria sp. Silwood1 is the source of this 1578-nucleotide messenger RNA. NCBI's taxonomy places the organism in Eukaryota, Metazoa, Rotifera, Eurotatoria, Philodinida, Philodinidae. The record is from the annotation of a GenBank genome assembly.